GCCUGCCCCCCAAAAAAGAAACGAGAAGCCGGGGAGGGGGGCAAAGGAGCGGACCGUCCUCGCCACGCGCCGUAGGUCAAGGCGCCGCCACCUCCUCCCCGCGCCGAGAUGGCGGACCCAGCCGAAUGCAGCAUCAAAGUGAUGUGCCGGUUCCGGCCCCUCAACGAAGCCGAGAUCCUCCGCGGGGACAAAUUCAUCCCCAAAUUCAAAGGCGAGGAGACGGUCGUGGUCGGGCAAGGGAAACCCUAUGUCUUCGAUAGAGUGUUCCCUUCGAAUACAUCCCAAGAACAAGUCUAUAAUGCUUGUGCCAAGCAGAUUGUUAAAGAUGUUCUUGAGGGAUACAAUGGUACAAUUUUUGCUUAUGGUCAAACAUCUUCAGGAAAAACACAUACCAUGGAGGGGAAGCUACAUGACCCACAGCUAAUGGGUAUAAUUCCAAGAAUUGCACAUGACAUCUUCGAUCACAUCUAUUCCAUGGAUGAAAACCUAGAAUUUCACAUAAAGGUUUCCUACUUUGAGAUUUACUUGGACAAAAUAAGGGAUUUGCUGGAUGUUUCAAAGACAAACCUUGCAGUUCAUGAAGACAAGAACAGAGUUCCAUAUGUCAAGGGCUGCACAGAAAGGUUUGUCUCUAGUCCUGAAGAAGUUAUGGAUGUAAUUGAUGAGGGGAAAACAAACCGCCAUGUAGCUGUUACAAACAUGAAUGAACACAGUUCUAGAAGUCAUAGCAUCUUCCUAAUUAAUAUCAAACAAGAGAAUGUUGAAACCGAAAAAAAACUCAGUGGGAAGCUUUAUUUGGUAGACUUGGCUGGGAGUGAAAAGGUCAGCAAAACGGGUGCAGAGGGCUCUGUUCUUGAUGAAGCCAAAAAUAUUAACAAGUCUUUGUCUGCUUUGGGCAACGUGAUCUCAGCACUAGCAGAAGGAACUAAAACACAUGUCCCCUAUCGAGACAGCAAGAUGACCAGGAUUCUUCAGGACUCCUUAGGUGGAAACUGUAGAACCACCAUUGUCAUCUGUUGCUCCCCAUCCAUCUUCAAUGAAGCAGAAACCAAGUCUACUCUAAUGUUUGGGCAGAGAGCAAAGACCAUCAAGAAUACAGUCUCUGUGAAUCUUGAGCUGACUGCUGAAGAAUGGAAGAAAAAAUAUGAGAAGGAGAAGGAAAAAAACAAGACAUUGAAGAAUGUUAUCCAGCAUCUGGAGAUGGAACUAAACAGGUGGAGAAAUGGAGAGGCUGUUCCUGAGGAUGAACAGAUCAGUGCUAAGGACCAAAAGAAUUUGGAGCCAUGUGACAAUACACCCAUUAUUGAUAAUAUUGCACCUGUUGUUGCCAGUAUCACAACUGAGGAGAAGAGGAAAUACGAUGAAGAGAUUACUAGUCUCUACAGACAAUUGGAUGAUAAGGAUGAUGAAAUCAAUCAACAGAGUCAAUUGGCAGAGAAACUAAAGCAGCAGAUGUUGGAUCAAGAUGAGCUUUUGGCUUCCACUAGGAGAGAUUAUGAGAAGAUCCAAGAGGAACUCACUCGUCUCCAGAUUGAAAAUGAAGCUGCGAAAGAGGAAGUGAAAGAAGUUCUUCAGGCUCUGGAGGAACUGGCUGUUAAUUAUGACCAGAAGUCACAGGAAGUGGAGGACAAGCUGAGAGCUAAUGAACAGCUAGCUGACGAACUUGCACAGAAAACAUCUGCCCUAACAACUACACAGAGAGAGUUGGGACAGUUGCAAGAACUCAGUAACCAUCAGAAGAAGAGAGCUACUGAGAUCUUGAAUUUACUGCUUAAGGACCUUGGCGAGAUUGGAGGAAUCAUUGGUACUAAUGACGUUAAAACAUUAGCAGAUGUGAAUGGAGUGAUUGAGGAGGAGUUCACCAUGGCAAGGCUCUACAUCAGUAAGAUGAAGUCCGAGGUGAAAUCUCUGGUGAACCGUAGCAAGCAGCUGGAGAGUGCCCAGAUAGACUCCAACAGGAAGAUGAAUGCCAGCGAGAGGGAACUUGCCGCUUGUCAACUCCUUAUCUCUCAGCAUGAAGCAAAGAUAAAGUCUCUCACAGACUACAUGCAGAACAUGGAGCAUAAACGAAGGCAGCUAGAAGAGUCACAGGAUUCACUUAAUGAGGAGUUGGCCAAAUUGCGUGCUCAAGAAAAAAUGCAUGAAGUCAGUUUCAAAGAUAAAGAGAAGGAGCAUUUAACCUUGCUGCAGGAUGCAGAGGAAAUGAAGAAGACACUAGAGCAACAGAUGGAGAGUCACAGGGAAGCUCACCAGAAGCAGCUGUCCAGGCUGCGAGAUGAGAUUGAGGAGAAGCAGAAAACCAUUGACGAGAUCAGAGAUAUGAAUCAGAAGCUGCAGCUGGAACAAGAAAAACUGAGUUUGGACUAUGAAAGAUUGAAAGCAGAAGAUCAAGAACGGGAAAAGAAGCUGGAGAAGCUAAUACUGCUUAACGAUAAAAGGGAACAAGCAAGAGAAGAUCUUAAGGGACUGGAAGAAACUGUGGCUAGAGAGCUUCAGACCCUCCAUAACUUGCGCAGACUCUUUGUUCAAGACCUCACCACCAGAGUGAAAAAAAGUGUUGAACUAGACAGUGAUGAUGGAGGUGGAAGUGCUGCUCAGAAGCAGAAAAUCUCCUUUCUGGAAAACAACCUGGAACAACUUACAAAGGUUCACAAGCAGCUGGUACGGGAUAAUGCAGAUCUUCGUUGCGAGCUUCCUAAGCUGGAAAAACGACUCCGAGCUACGGCAGAGAGAGUUAAGGCCUUGGAGAGUGCUCUGAAGGAAGCAAAGGAGAAUGCCAUGCGAGACCGGAAACGAUACCAGCAGGAAGUAGACCGCAUUAAAGAGGCUGUAAGAGCCAAGAACAUGGCGAGGAGAGCACACUCUGCUCAGAUUGCCAAGCCUAUACGCCCUGGCCAUUAUCCAGCAUCUUCUCCAACAGCCAUCCAUGCCAUCCGAGGAGGAGGAGGGUAUUACCAGAACAUGAAAUAAACACCAGGUGAGCUCAUGAUAAAAUUGCAGGCUCCACUUCGCACGUGAAAAAUCAUCAGCAGUUCACUAGUUCCUUUCCCUUUUGGACUGGAUCUGUACUUCUGUUCAUUGUACACAUUCUAUAGCCUUCUGCAGCGCACCGGUUUCAAAUAUUUUUCUGCUUUGUAGAAUCUCCAUGUGUACAGAAGUGUGACCGACCUGGCUUUUCUUCAGAAACCAUGUACAGUGUAUCUAACACACGCACUUAAGCUAACGGUAGGAGUUUGCUGCUCAAUCUCUUUCACUGACUGACUGCAUUUCUGACCCUGUUGUGCCAGUUACUUUGGGGCUUUCAUGCUGGCACUGAUGCUUUUUUUGUUCUGUUUCAAGUACUUUGGUGCAUCACUAAAAUGCUGGUACCUGGCAUCAAAGAAUUAACAAUUCAACAAGCAAGUGCCAUCAAAAGCAGGUGAUUGUGCUCCAUCUUUCUGAUUUCCUGUAAAAUAUGCAUAUUAUUUUAUAUUUUUAGAAGAUGACAGUGUGCAGUUAUAUGGUUUGGUUUUUUUCCUUCUAACCUAACAUGCUUUCAAAAAGUACAGCUCUGCAAUUUAGCAUUUUUAAUAUCCUGGUGAAACCUUUAAACUUGUAUUUAAAAUGGGAGAGAACACAGAAUCAUUAGUACACUUAUUCGGUAGAGAUCAAACUCUGAGGAUGUAGAGUAGACAUAGGCAAACUCCGGCCCUCCAGAUGUUUGGGACUACAAUUCCCGUCAUCCCUGACCACUGGUCCUGUUAGCUAGGGAUGAUGAGAAUUGUAGUCCCAAACAUCUGGAGGGCCGGAGUUUGCCUAUGCCUGAUGUAGAGAUAUGUGUUAGUGUAGCUCUAGAAUCUCUUGAAAUUCAGUGGUCACAUGGGCACAUCAUACCCUCAAAAUGUCGCAUUAGAUCUGCCUUGUAAUAACACAGAUCAGGUUUUCUGACAGCCAUGUGAAAGCAUGGUUCUGGUUAUAAUGAAAUUGAAAGAUGCAUUUACAAAAGCAGCUGAAACCAUUGCCAUCCUCCUCCUAACUCAAUUUCUUCAUGAUUUUGAGAAGGCAGAAAUAAGAGAUAAAUUAUCUGCUGUACUGAAAGGAAGAUUCUCUUCAGGGUGUUGAGGGAGAAUAGGUUUGCAUGCUUAGUGUGCAGUGCAACAAAAAAGAAAAAUGAUGGAAGAUGAUCUUUUUGUUUAAAAUGAAAUAAGAUGAAAUGAGAUAACAGUAUAUGCUGGAAAUGAACAAUAUGCAAGUCUGCCUAGGGAUAGUAUAGUUUUAUAGCUUACUCACCAUUAGUGAGAUAGACUUCUUUUUUCAAUUCUUUCUUAAUGACAUAUGUAGGACGUCAGAUUUUAUUUCUAGUGGAAAUCAAACAUAGCCAUAGGAAAUGUUAGAUAGGCAGACAGGUGUUAAAUCUGUAGCUUAAUAUGUCUGUUGUGUUUCCUUCAUGUAGUAUGUGUGUAUAUACACACACACACAAAAUACAUCUACAACCAUGCACAUUAAAAUGUAUUGUCCUGAAAGACUAUUUCAAAAUGACUGAAUUAGGAGUUUACAUUCAUUCAGUCCUGUCUGCUGCUGUGGCAUUAUUUAUUUAUUUUUUUAAUUAAGGGUAAGUUUGGGGGCUUCUGAAUGUUUUUGGCUUAUAGACAUAUUUUAAAAAGCUAACUCAUUAAAACCCUAAAGCCUUUGGAAAGAUGUUUUGUCCUGAUGUUGCUUUAGAAGCUCUCAAACUUAGCAAAUAUAUUCAGGUUUUGCUUAAUUUAUUAAGGGUUGCACUAUUUGUGUGGGAGAGACUUUUUGUAACAUAUUUAAUGAAAUAUUGAAUCUUUUGCAUUUGUUUAAUUUAUUUCGUUACAUUUUUUUAAAAUAUAAAAAACCCUUUUUAUUUCCAAAUACACACGUAUUAAGCACUGCCAACAAACUGAAAGGUACAAGUUGCCAUAUCCGAACCCUAUUUCUGGGAGUAAUGUGGCCAAGAUGUUUAUAUAUAGUUGAACUCUGUAUUCCAAAUAAAGGUACCAAGAAGUCUACUGCUAUUUCUGUUGUUUAAACUUACUGCCAGUCCAUAUGCCAUAACUCCAACAAGGAUGCUUGAAGCAGUUUCUGAGUGGCAACUACUCCAGAAGGUGGUCAUAAUAUUUACUAAGGUUUUACCUGGGGAAUCAGGUUUAUUUGUGGCCCUCUGGAUGAUAGUCUAGCCAUAGGGUCCCCAUCCCUGCUGUAUGCAAUGGGAAUGAUCCACAUGGGAAAUGGCUCAAAAUAACACGAGUAGCAUCUGCCAUUCAGAUACUUUCUCAAGCAGUGUGUGGGCUAUCAUAUCAUAUAGAUCAGUUCUACAUGUACAUCGUUUACGAAGUUUUUUUUUUUAAUGUGUAGCUUAUGUGUAGCUGAACUGUCCCCCCCUUUGAUUGUUAACAUAUAGUUUUGUGUAAGUAAAAGUUUGUGCUUAUCAUGAAUGUAAUCCAUUGAGCAUUAUACCUGUGCAAUCACCAUUAGAAUUAAUGAGAAUUGUGUGCAGUGUGUACCCAAGCACUUUCAUAACAGAGGGUUUAGCUGUUCUGCACAAGUGUGUGUCUAUCUAGAGCACCAUGGAAAAGUAACUUUUGAUGCCUUUAUAGGGACAGUGUUCCUGAUAUAUUUUAGGAACAGCUAGUUGCUGAUCAGCCAGUCAGUUCAUCUAGCAUAAACCCCUUAAUGGAGGCAUCAGAACUAACUAUUCCAUUCUGAUUCAGAGAUGGCAGAUUACCCUCUGAAAUGCUAAAAAGGCACAUCUUAGAGUUGACUUCUUAAAGUGUCCACAAAUUUUCAUCUUGUUUCUGUGGCACUGCAAUUUUAUUUUGCUGCUAGAGUUACUUUUUUGCUGAAGAGUUAAUAGAUCUAGUUUUGGUACCUAUUAGUAGGUCAUAUAGAAUAAUUUUUACCAUAUUUUUGGGCAGCAACACCGACAUUUCAUAACUGAUGGUCAUUUGUGUUUGCUUUUUUGUUUUCAGAUUCAAAAUCGUUUCUUUCAGCUUAUUUAAAUAAGUAUUGCAUCUAAUACCUGGCACGUUAUAAACCAUACAAUAUGGAAUUUCUUUGUUACUGAUUUCAAUUGUACCUUUUUCUACUGUCAAAUUUCUCAUUUUCCUGAGCAGUUAUUUUCAGAUGCACUUUGUAUUUUAUUUAGUCCUAACCUUUUUAACCUCGCUGAGACAAAUAAGAAAGCUCGUGAUGAUAUUUGCUAAGUGUGUAUUUUGCCAAGCAAAGGUGAGAGUGGAUUAUUCUGAAUAUAGUAGAAAUCAGAAGCAUUUAAGCUAUACUACUAUCUUAAAUGCAGCUGAGUUUUUGGAAACAUUUCUGUAUACAUACCUCAGUGAGUGGAAAAACUACUUUAAAAUGUAAAACAACAACUUGAUCUCUAGAAACACACACUUUUUUUAAAAAAAAGAAACACACACGUGAAAACUCAACCAUAGAAUGUUGUAUAUGAAAUGGACCAUACUACUACUAAAAUUUAUUUAUACCCUGGCCAUCUGGCUGGGUUUCCCCAGGCCUUGGUCUUGGGAAUGUAUCACCCAUAACUGUUCCCAUUUCUGAAGGUUCUAUCUGUGUGUGUUGCCCAUGCAAACCAUGUUGAAUAAGAGAUUAUACAGCAACUGUGUGCAAUCUGUUGCCGAUAGAUUGAACACUAUGUCAUUGUACACUUUGGAGGCAAGCAGAAUACAAAAAUGUUUUUUUAUUCAGUAAGCCAUUCUCAUCAGAAUUGUGCAACUACACUUACAAGGAUAAUUAAUUUGCUCCGUUGUGUUGGCAAUUAGAGCUUUAUUUAAUGCCUUUAUGAAGUUCAAAACACAUUGGACAAAUGUCUGUUUUAAACACCCAUACAAAAGGAUUGUCAGCUUCCAAGUUCACGUCUUACUCCUAAAUACUUCUGUCUCUCUCAUUUCUGAAACACUUUAAAUAGUGGAAGAUGUGAAAGAACAAUAGGGAUCCAGGCAUUCUGUAGAAGUAUACAUGUCUAGUUUGUAAAGUGUGUAAUGUGUACUCCAGAUGUGUAUUCUCUGGGAUCUAUGUAUCUGUACAGUAGCUUGUUUUAGGGGGAAAAAGUGAAAUGUGGAUACUUUUCUGAUUACAAUCGGGGGGGGGGGGGGAAUUGCCACUAUUAUAAAAUAUGCUGUAAUGACUCAAGCUCUGUAACAGCAGACCUGAAUCUCCUCAACCAUUCCCAUAGAUAAGUCUUUUGAUCUUGGUUCUAAAAAUACUAUCUAUUAAAAUGUAUGGAUACACUGGCAGACUGCAUGAUGUAUCAUCCAAAAACUGUUUAAAAGUGGAAAUAAAAUCGAAGUAAACUUUA
Molecule: messenger RNA, 7315 nt
Organism: Podarcis raffonei (Aeolian wall lizard)
Lineage: Eukaryota; Metazoa; Chordata; Lepidosauria; Squamata; Lacertidae
Gene: KIF5C
Product: kinesin family member 5C
Exons: 26
Coding region: 109-2970 (953 amino acids)
Biological process (GO): microtubule-based movement
Molecular function (GO): ATP binding; microtubule binding; microtubule motor activity
Source: RefSeq, a predicted model, not a curated record